UUGCAGUAUUUUUUUUCUGAUUUUGCAGUUGCAUUCUCCUAUAGAGAUGGACAGCAUUAUUGAAGGAAACCAACAUUUGCAAGACAUCGAGACCCUCGUUCAACAAGGGGAGUACACCGCCGCUUUAUUGGCAAUGAAGGAGGACGUGGAGUCCACAUCUAACAAAAUACUGUACAAUUUUUACAACAAAACCUGCAUGACCUUGGAUAGUUCCAACCCGACAGACAAAGUCAUCUUAAAAUCAUUGGCAUACCAGGCAUUGGGUGUGGUUUAUAGUGAAACCCUAAAGCACAGAGAGAAGGCAAAGGCAUUGCCUUUUUACAUAACAGCAAAGGAUAGCCUGGGGGAAGGCGGGGAGCGACAAGCGAAACUUCUGUUAAAAAAUGAUAAUGUGACAGACGCUUUAAUGAACCUUUUCGAGACCAUUGCCUGGUGUUACAGUGUGAAAUACGACUUCAAAAACCAACAUGAUUAUCUGAAAGGGGCUUUAAACAUAGCAGAGAUAAGGGGAUUGAAAGAAAAAGCAGCAUGCUUGCUUAUGCAGUUGGGUCGCUCUUGCAUCGAUUGGAAGGUCUUUUUGAGAGCGUCUGACUAUAUAUACAAAGCCAACGCUUUGGCCGAACAACUUGACAGGAAAGACAUUGUUGCAACGUGUUUGCUCUUAAUGCAAGAUGUCCGUGUUUCAGAUCCAUACAACUAUGCGGAUUGGGAGGUGCUGGAGAAAGCGCUGCAAAUAGCCCAAGGCCUGGGGGACAAGUUCUUGCUAGCCAAAACUCAUAUUUAUAUGGCCAAUCAUCGCCGUUAUGUCGACUCAUUCCAGAUUUCUUUUGAUCACGCCACCCAAGCGUUAAAAAUCGCGGAAUCCCUCGAUGAAAAUGACUACGAUUCUCAAGAAAUACUGAGUUUGUGUCUGACUUGCAUGAGCAAAACUUACAUACUGAUUGGAAACAAUGAAAGGGCACUGCGUUUUCUUGAACAAAACCGACGCGUUUUGCAGAACUUAGGAGACCGCGUUCGUCUUGGUGAUGUGAAAAUGGAAAUAGCUUACUUUACACUUAAGGAGGCACGUUCUAAAUCCGAAAGUGACCCUCUAUUAUUUCAGCAAGCUGUAAAAUGCUGCGAAGACGCAAUAGAUAUUGCUGAUGAAAUAAAAGACAAGGACCGUUUAUGCAAAACAAAAUACACAUAUGCUCUUCUUCAGAACGCCAGUUCGCAUUUUAAACGGACGAUUAAAUUGGCCCGGGAGGCUAAAAACCUGCUUAUUGAGUGUUUAUGUCAUCAACGAAUUGUGAGGAUUUGCACGAAGCAUGGGAGAUUUCUUGAGGCUCAAAGACACGCUUCGGCAUGUCGGGAGAUGGCUCAUGACUUAAGUACAGAACUGGAACAAAUUUACUUCACCCUGCAGGGCUCCUUGUACAAGGAGCAAGGUUUGCUAGAGAAAGCCAGUGGAGAAUACGGAAAGGCAAUUAUAGUGGCAUCUCAUGUUCGAGAAAGAAAGUUGAAUGACGAUGACAACAAAAUAGAAUACUUCGAGUCGGCGAUAGAGUGCUUCACUGGUCAACAGGAAAUUUAUAUACAGCAACAAAAAUACACCGAGGCUCUGUCAGUGGCUGAGCAAUGUCGAGCCCGGUCAAUGCUAGAUAUCAUGUACGCCAGACGUCCUAAGACAGAUAUCACAAAUCAUAUAAGAGGUCCAGAAGCAAUCCACCGGGUUGUAAACACUGCCAACGUACCCGUGGUGGUAUUUGCCUUAAUCAACGACAAACUAUUCGCCUGGGUCAUCCGACCGCAGCAAGAUGACGUCACGUUUCUUGACUAUGACGUCACGUGCCCGGACACUAAGGUCACGGGGCUCUUAAGUGAGCUGUCCGUGCUGCGGUCACUCUCUCCACCAUCCCCAGCUGGGAUUCAGACCAUCCCUAGUGUAAACUGGAGAAUGGGCGGUUGGAAAGGUCGUACUCGAAAUAACUUGGACAGCGUGCUCGAUUCUUCUAGCACCCAUGACGUCACUCUUAUGUCCAAAGGCAAUGGUUUGAAGAAAGUGUUUCAAAGGUGGUAUGACGGCAUCCUUGUUCCCGUGUUAAAUGUGCUGAAAAAAGAUGGCGGUCGAUACAGCAACAUCGUCAUCAUACCCGACCUUCAGCUGCAUUUGGUGCCUUUCCCAGCUCUCCUCAUCAAUGAUUACUGCGCCACCGUUAUGCCAUCGUUGGAGAUUUUAGCCCACUCCCUUCGAGAAGACUCAUCUUCUAGUGAAGAGAACACACAGCCCAGGGCACUAGUUGUGGGUAAUCCUUCUGGCCCAGAAAUCGACAUUUGCGGACAAAAAUGGACACCGUGCAAGUUACCAGGUGCCGAAGAUGAAGCGAUUCUUAUCGCGGGAAUGUUAGGCACGGAACCUCUUCUCCGAGACCGCGCACGACUUAGCGUUGUAAAAAAGGAACUACCUCGUGCUGACGUCAUCCACGUGGCCUGUCAUGGCAGCUGGUCAGAGACAGCCUUGGUUUUGUCUCCCGACGGGUCGCCAGAAGACGGGACCUUAUCCAGCAAAGAUGUCUACUUGACUGCAGAGGAGGUGAUGGAGAUGAAACUACGAGCUAAAAUUGUUGUUCUCAGUGCCUGCCACAGCGGAAGUGGGGAGAUAAAAAACGAGGGCGUGGUAGGACUGUCCAGGGCAUUUCUAGUAGCAGGAGCCAAGGCGGUGGUAGUGGCACUAUGGCAACUGCCGGACCAGGCGACCAAAGCCUUUAUGACCAGCUUUUAUCAAGAUCUUAUCGCGAGAAAAACAGUCAGCCGCGCACUCAGGAAUGCCAUGCAAACCAUGCAAGAUCGGCCUCGCACCGAAUGGGCGUCUUUCACAAUAGUUGGUCGUGACGUCAGUCUGUGAUUGUAAUUUUAUUGACGUCAAAAACGGACACGUCACACAGACUGAUUCAUAUUCAAAGAAAUAAACCAAGAGGAAACUGUAUUGUGACGUGUGUAAAACAUCAUAUUUUGUUACUGGCUGCAAUUCAAUAUACAUGUUUAUAGUUUAAUACCGUUAUAAGCUUUCCCUUUUACGAACUUCUUAUUCGACCUAAUAGGAUCUAAUAGGCACCCUGAAACGAAACGAACUGAUGACUAAAGAAACGCCAAAUUAAAUUCUUAAUGUCAAUCAGUGCUACACUCCCCUCAAUCAUCAUUAACUAUCAAAUAUAAUUAGUUGGGAACC
Lingula anatina is the source of this 3208-nucleotide messenger RNA. RefSeq names its product tetratricopeptide repeat protein 28-like. NCBI's taxonomy places the organism in Eukaryota, Metazoa, Brachiopoda, Lingulata, Lingulida, Lingulidae. The record is from RefSeq and is a predicted model, not a curated record. Gene Ontology annotation, molecular function: protein binding.